CUGAAAUUGAGACGCCCAUGAUAAUUGCUAUCUGGCUAUAUACUCAUCGAAGAUUCGAAAUCGCCCACCUCUACUCGGCCACCGAACUCUGCACACACACAAACGUCACGUGAUAUCCUACUUGAUUCAGCGGAAUCGGAAUGCGCCGACUGCCGAUGUUUCACGUUCGAGUCGUUCGCUUGUCGGUUCGGCUGCUUCCGCCGGAGCUCGGCUGAAGUAUGAAUUCGUCGGAGAUUUCUUGUUGACUGUCGUUGUCGUUGUUUUGUUACGAGUUUAUGAGGGAGUUUCGUCACAGUUGUUUACGUUUGUACGUGUCGCUCAUCGAAUUUUCGCAUCAUUAGUGUUUUCCUUGGUUUCUAAAUCUUAUAUCUUGUUACCUACCUGGUACUUUUGUAUUUAUUCAGUUUAGCUGGUCAUUGCAAUGAGAAAGUACGUAGGACCAAUCCGCUGUUCCGUACUAGGCUGCAAAAAUACGAAUUUAAACAGUUCCAGGAGUUUCUUUCGGUUACCAAAAUGUAAAAAACGGGCUAGGAGGUGGAUGGAUGCUUGCCCCUUGACUGAUCAUGCAGACCUCAGUAAAAUUAAAGUAUGCUCGGACCAUUUUGAAAACUGUUACUUGAACAGCCAUGGCAACAGGCUAAUGGCUGACCCUGUCCCUACGAUUUUUCCUUCGUUUCAUGGACCUUCUACUCCAUCCAGUGAUUCACAAUGGUUUGAAAUAUCGGCUCAUACUGAUGGUGCUGGUCAGGAACAUAAUAACUUCAUUAACGAUGGCCGGAUAAUGACGCUUGAUAACGGAUUGAUAGUUACCCAGUAUGUGGUACCCGAUAUCGAAUUGCCCCCUCUGGUACCCAUAAAAAGGGAUGGGGCAGCAUUAGGAUUCAACAGUUUGUCCCGGAGGAGUACACCUUACUCCAGGCUUCUAGACGAUGACACGGUACCACCUCUGGUUCCGAUAAGCAGGCAGAACACUCAAUGGUACACGUCUAGUUCACCAUGUACCGAUGUACCGCCUUUAGUACCGUUUGAACCUGCUUCUAGAAAGUCGGACACCACAUGUUAUGCAGAUGUGAAGUUGGAGGACAAUCCGUUGACCUCGACGAUGAAGAUGGAAGAGAUCGAUAUUGAAUUGACCACAGUCAAGGUGGAGGAAUCUGAAAGGAUUGCCGCUAGCGACCGUACUGAGGUUGGAUUGGAUCUGAAGAAGGAGGAGGACCAAGAUUUAGACGAAAAAGCCGAUAUACGGCUGUUGAUUGACAGCGAGAGCGCAGAAUCCUAUUUUGACGCACCCGACUAUGUUUGGAUAAAAAGAGAACCGUGA
Molecule: messenger RNA, 1321 nt
Organism: Phaedon cochleariae (mustard beetle)
Lineage: Eukaryota; Metazoa; Arthropoda; Insecta; Coleoptera; Chrysomelidae
Source: the annotation of a GenBank genome assembly